Messenger RNA from Coregonus clupeaformis (lake whitefish), 3959 nucleotides. It is a transcript of the gene ctr9, whose product is annotated as CTR9 homolog, Paf1/RNA polymerase II complex component. The record is from RefSeq and is a predicted model, not a curated record. Gene Ontology annotation, biological process: regulation of DNA-templated transcription. Gene Ontology annotation, molecular function: RNA polymerase II complex binding. Gene Ontology annotation, cellular component: Cdc73/Paf1 complex. The coding region runs from base 106 to 3570 and encodes 1154 amino acids. The transcript is spliced from 22 exons. NCBI's taxonomy places the organism in Eukaryota, Metazoa, Chordata, Actinopteri, Salmoniformes, Salmonidae.
AUUUGUUCUAGGGCGGAAGUGGAGGAAGAUACUCGAGACCACGGGGACCGCUGAACAAAUUUUGGGAAUAUAUUGGUGUAGGGACGUGGAUUUCCAUCAGCCAAGAUGUCUCGGGGUUCAAUUGAAAUUCCCUUACGGGACACCGACGAGGUUAUUGAGCUUGAUUUCGACCAGCUGCCAGAAGGAGAUGAGGUCAUCAGUAUCCUGAAACAGGAACAUACACAGUUGCACAUAUGGAUUGCUCUUGCUCUGGAGUAUUACAAACAGACGAAGACGGAGGACUUUGUCAAGCUGCUGGAAGCGGCCCGUAUCGAUGGAAACCUGGACUACAGAGACCAUGAGAAGGACCAGAUGACCUGUCUGGACACCCUGGCUGCCUACUAUGUCCAGCAGGCACGUAAAGAGAAGAACAAAGAUGCUAAGAAGGAGCUCAUCACUCAGGCCACACUGCUCUACACCAUGGCAGACAAGAUCAUCAUGUACGACCAGAACCACUUGUUGGGAAGAGCCUGUUUCUGCCUUCUGGAGGGGGACAAAAUGGACCAGGCUGACGCUCAGUUCCACUUUGUCUUGAACCAGUCUACCAAUAACAUCCCUGCUCUACUUGGUAAAGCUUGCAUCUCCUUCAAUAAGAAGGAUUACAGGGGAGCACUGGCCUACUACAAGAAGGCUCUACGCACAAACCCUGGAUGUCCUGCCGAGGUGAGGCUGGGUAUGGGCCACUGCUUUGUCAAGCUCAGUAAGCUGGAGAAGGCCCGUCUGGCCUUUGGCCGGGCCCUGGAGCUCAACUCCAAGUGUGUGGGAGCCCUUGUGGGCUUGGCUGUGCUGGAGCUCAACAGCAAGGAGCCCGACUCCAUCAAGAACGGAGUGCAGCUCCUCUCCAGAGCCUACACCAUCGACCCCAGCAACCCCAUGGUGCUCAACCACCUGGCUAACCACUUCUUCUUCAAAAAGGACUACAGUAAAGUGCAGCACCUGGCUCUCCAUGCCUUUCACAACACAGAGGUGGAAGCGAUGCAGGCUGAGAGCUGCUACCAGUUGGCCCGCUCCUUUCAUGUACAGGAGGACUACGACCAGGCCUUCCAGUACUACUACCAGGCCACCCAAUUUGCCUCGUCUACCUUUGUGCUGCCUUUCUUUGGCCUGGGGCAGAUGUACGUGUACCGUAGAGACAAGGAGAAUGCCGCCCAGUGCUUUGAAAAGGUCCUAAAGGCCUACCCCAACAACUAUGAAACCAUGAAGAUCCUGGGCUCUCUCUAUGCUACUUCAGAUGACCAGGAAAAGAGAGACAUUGCCAAAGGUCAUCUGAAGAAGGUGACUGAGCAGUACCCUGAUGACGUGGAGGCCUGGAUCGAGCUGGCCCAGAUCCUGGAGCAGACCGACAUCCAGGGCGCCCUCUCUGCCUACGGCACGGCCACCCGCAUCCUGCAGGAGAAGGUCCAGGCCGACGUUCCCCCUGAGAUCCUCAACAACCUGGGGGCUCUCCACUUCAGACUGGGCAACCUGGGAGAGGCCAAGAAAUACUUCCUGGCCUCUUUGGAGCGGGCCAAAGCUGAGGGCGAGCAUGACGAGCAUUACUACAACGCCAUCUCUGUCACCACCUCUUACAACCUAGCCAGGCUCUACGAGGCCAUGUGCGAAUUCCACGAGGCGGAGAAACUCUACAAGAACAUCCUGAGAGAACAUCCCAACUACGUCGACUGUUACCUACGUCUUGGAGCAAUGGCUCGUGACAAAGGAAACUUCUAUGAAGCUUCCGACUGGUUCAAAGAGGCUCUGCAGAUCAAUCAGGAUCACCCAGACGCCUGGUCCCUGAUCGGGAAUCUCCACUUGGCCAAGCAGGAGUGGGGUCCGGGUCAGAAGAAGUUUGAGCGUAUCCUCAAGCAGCCGUCCACUCAGAACGACACCUACUCCAUGCUGGCCCUGGGCAACGUGUGGCUACAGACCCUGCACCAGCCCACCAGGGACCGGGAGAAGGAAAAGAGACAUCAGGAUCGAGCCCUGGCCAUUUACAAACAGGUCCUACGAAACGACUCCAAGAACCUUUACGCUGCCAACGGCAUAGGUGCCGUCCUGGCCCAUAAGGGCUACUACCGUGAGGCCCGUGACGUGUUUGCCCAGGUAAGAGAGGCCACGGCUGAUAUCAGCGACGUCUGGCUCAACCUGGCCCACAUCUACGUGGAGCAGAAACAGUACAUCAGCGCUGUGCAGAUGUACGAGAACUGUCUGAAGAAAUUCUACAAGCAUCAGAACACGGAGGUGCUGCUGUACCUUGCUCGGGCACUCUUCAAAUGCGGGAAACUCCAGGAGUGCAAACAGACUCUGCUGAAGGCGCGUCACGUGGCCCCCAGUGACACGGUGCUGAUGUUCAACGUGGCCCUGGUGCUGCAGAGGCUGGCCACUCUGGUGCUGAAGGACGAGAAGAGUAACCUAAAGGCUGUACUCAGUGCUGUCAAAGAGCUGGAGCUGGCCCACCGGUAUUUCAGCUACCUUGCCAAGGCAGGAGACAAGAUGAGGUUCGACCUAGUGCUUGCCUCCACUGAGGCCAGGCAAUGCUCUGACCUGCUGAGUCAGGCCCAGUACCACGUGGCUCGGGCCAGGAAGCAGGACGAGGAGGAGAAGGAGAUCCGGGCCAAGCAGGAUCAGGAGAGGGACUUCCUGCGCCAACAGAUGCAUAAAGAACAGGAGGAGAAGAGAACCAAGCAGGAAGAGGAUCAGAAGAAGCUGCUGGAGCAGAGAGCCAUGUACGUGGAGAAGACCAAGGGUCUGCUCUCCUUCGCCGAUGGAAUGAAGGAGGAAAGGAAAGAGAAGAGGAAAGGUGGCGGCCGACGCAAGAAAGGGGGUGACUUUGAUGAGUUUGUCAACGAUGGCUCUGAUGAGGACCUGCCAGUGAGGAGGAGGAAGAAGAGGAAGGGUGGCAGCGGGAGUGAGGAGGAGGGCCGCAAGAAGAGGAGGAGACCCACCAAAGGGGGUGACGAUGGCAGUGAUGACGAGGAGGGAGGCUCACGGCCCAAAAAGCAACGCAAACCCAGAGCGGGCGGCAAGAAGUUCCAGAAGGCUGAGCCUGUGCCACCGUCUCUCAAAGGCAAGAUCAAGUCGAAGGCCAUCAUCUCGUCCUCCGACUCUUCAUCAGACGAGGAUGGACUGAAAAUUGCUGAAGACCGAAACCCCAGAGACAGUGGUUCAGGCUCUGAUAAUGAGGGCGGCCACAAGAAGCGCAUCGCCUCCGACAGUGAGUCUGACGGGGGCAGGAACCGCUCUGGCAGCGAAGCUGGAAGCCCCCAACGCUCCGGAAACUCAGGUAGCGACUCAGGCAGCGACCGUCCAGUGAAGAGGAAGAGAGUGCAGCAGCAGUCUGACUCAGAGCAGUCUGAUAAUGAGAGCAAGAGGAGCCGCUCUGGGUCGGACAACGAGUCCCGACCAGGCUCACCGGCCGCAGCCUCUGGCUCUGAAGCAGGCUCUCCGGCGGGCUCUCCGGCAGGCUCCCCACACCGCUCCGACAACGGAUCAGAACCAGAGGGCUCUGCCGACAAGGCCUCAAACCACGGCUCUGGCUCUGACAGCGACUGAAGCUUCAAUCUCAGAACUGAAUUUUUUCCUACUGAAAAAAAAAGAGGUUAUUUUGACAUUAAUUUUUGUAGAGGCUUUUUUGUUCCGUCUUGGUUUGUACCCUGAAAUUGAAAUGAGCACAUGCUGUGUAGCUUUGUAGCCCAUAAUGUGGGUUGUCUUUACUAGUUUUUGGUCACCAGACUGUGAAGACUUUUACAUUGAUGCUGUACCUCAUGUCCUUUUGUUUUGUUGAUGAUGGAUGGAAAAUGUGACUUGUAAGUAGUCUGACAGCUGUAACCCAUAUAUUUUGUAUCUUAAAAUGAUUGGAAGAGGUGACGUCAUGGAAUAUUAGUAAAUCGGCCCAGAGAUGGGAAAAAUUAUAUGUAGAUAAUAAACAAACACAAAAUAAA